UCUCAAAGCGGCAAAGCCCUUGCACAAACCCUUGUAAUAUAAUACUCUUAUUUUUUCUCACAUUAUCUAUCAUUGUUGACAGAUUUCAUAAUCGAGCACUAAGAAUGGCUAGCGUGAGAAAUCUGAAAAUAAAGACAUCAACUUGCAAACGCCUAGUGAAGGAGCUCAGUUCCUAUGAGAAGGAGGUUGAGAGAGAAGCUGCCAAGACUGCUGAUAUGAAGGACAAAGGCGCCGAUCCUUAUGACCUCAAACAGCAGGAAAAUGUGCUGGCUGAAUCCAGAAUGAUGGUUCCUGAUUGCCGCAAGCGCCUGGAAUCAGCAGCGGAGGACCUUAAAGGGACUCUGGUUGAGUUAGAGGAGACAGACGAAAAAGAAGGCCCUGAAUUUGAAGAAGCUCGAAACAUAAUAGCAGAUGUUGAGAAGUUGUUUGAAUCUUCUGAAGUUUAAAAUAUACAUUGUCUUGUCCAUUACAAUUUGCGACGGUACUGUUAUUACUAGAGAACUCUUCGUGCUGCCUGAUGAGCUUUUGUUGUGCAAUUUUGUGGGUACAUUCUGUGUUAUAUAACACUCACUGGGAUAGAGCUCAUAUAUCAAUUAUCACGUGUUUAUAACUAAA
This is a messenger RNA of Lycium barbarum (goji berry), 615 nucleotides long. Its product is annotated as tubulin-folding cofactor A. Gene Ontology annotation, molecular function: beta-tubulin binding. The record is from RefSeq and is a predicted model, not a curated record. NCBI's taxonomy places the organism in Eukaryota, Viridiplantae, Streptophyta, Magnoliopsida, Solanales, Solanaceae. Bases 105 to 446 code for a protein of 113 amino acids. The transcript has 3 exons. Gene Ontology annotation, biological process: tubulin complex assembly; post-chaperonin tubulin folding pathway. Gene Ontology annotation, cellular component: cytosol; microtubule cytoskeleton.